This is a messenger RNA of Moneuplotes crassus, 2474 nucleotides long. NCBI's taxonomy places the organism in Eukaryota, Ciliophora, Spirotrichea, Euplotida, Euplotidae. The record is from the annotation of a GenBank genome assembly.
AUUAAAUGAAAAUGGGCUGGAGUCAAGCGAUCAUAGGAUUUUUAUUGAUAUACUGAUGCUCUUGUGCUGUACAAAAGCAAACCUCUGCCACUAAUGUAGUCAAUGCUACUUAUUUUGUCAAUGGAGUACCUAAAGACUGUGAUGUUGGUGCUAACAGUCAUGUAAUUGGGUUUUAUUGUGCUGAUCAAAAAUAUUUAUUCUUCCAUAAAAUCACUGAGUUCUUAAAUGGAGAUCUUUCAACCCAAUCAACUGUGAGAAUGAGAGAUAGCUACACCACAGCAAAAGUUCAUAGAGGAAGAGGAGACUACUUCGUUACUUCCACUUUAGGAUUAAAUUCAAGCUGGGCUUUAACAACCAUUUAUUCAAAUGUAGUUCUUACUCAACACUGGAAAAUGAAUGAUCAAAUGCCCCUGAACUUUGCUUUUGAUGACAAGCUCUUUAUAAAUAUUGCAAGAGAUGUCGGCACAAAUAUAAUUUAUUGGCACGUAGGUCUUUUAGAUAUUUCAAGUACCAGAACUGAAAAUAAGACCCUCAAUGAGCCUGUAGGAAUAGACUUACGUGUAAAGGACACUUCUACCUAUGAUGGUGUUCUUUACUAUACUUUUUAUGUAUCGGAUACUUCUUCUUACCAACUAUACAAGCGAGAUAUAAGCUCUUCAUUUGAAUAUAAUGGAGGUUUUAUCUACACCUCCAUAGGUGACAACUGAGGGAGUGUAAUUGAGGCUAGCACUCAACUGAUUGCUGUAUCUUGUCCAAGCUCUACAGAUCCAACCUCUUCCAUCAUCACUAUCUUGAAAGAAUCAGAUCUCUCCAUCAUCCACACUCAAGCAUCGACUUCGAAUACUUUUUCGAUUGGAAACAAGAUACAAAUUGUUAGCUUCAGUGAAUAUCAUCAAAUAUUCUAUAACUCUAUGAAAGCAUCUACAGGAACUUUGGGUCAGAUUAGUUUGGUAGAGAUCUUAUACAACAAAAGGGACUCCUCAGACUUUAAAAUCAAGCUGACAGAAGAAGCUAUUUCAGACGAUACUUAUAAUACCUUUGGAAAAUACUUCAGUGCUUUUCUAAAUGGAGUUACAAAUAAAUUUUAUGUUUCGAGCUACCUUAGUGAUACUACUAGCACUGUUGCUCAUGAGAUCGAAGUAGCUAGCAUGUGUAACUACCAGCAAACUUACUCUAGCGGGACAAAGCAAUGCCAGGCUGUGAGUGCAGGGUCUGUUGCUCUUGGAUUUCAAGCAACUUCAGCUACAACUUGUGCUGGGAUUGAUGAUACUGUCGCUUUCAACAGACUCAUUGGUGAAACCCUUUGUGAUUAUGGGUGUUCUACCACUCAGUUUGGAAAGAACUGAGAGUCAUGUUCUACUUACAUGACAAGGAUAGGAGAAGCUGCUCCUUCUGGUUUCUCUUGGGAUGACUCUACUGCAAAUAAAUGCAAACUUAUUAGUGAUACUACAGGAGAUCCUUAUUGUACAGAAUAUUUGCAUUGUUCUCAAUGUAUUUAUUCAGGAGCAUGAGAAUACACAAAUUAUCAAUGCCAAUCUACUAGCCAGAACCUUGAUACAACUCCUCCAAAUAUUUAUAGCCAAUGAUUCACAAAAGGGGUAAAAGAGCAUCCAAUUCUUUACUGAGGAGCUUCUAUCAUAGACACUUCUUCAUCAACAACUUUCUCUCCAAUACCUACCAACACAAAUAUCCCGAAAGGAAUUCUGUGUAGAUACUUCCUCUCAGCCGAUUCUUCAAAGACCUACACUUACACAAUAACUGCACCUGCUUCAACAACGGUUUCUCUUGAAAAGAAGCAAGGAAGUACUACCUCUAUUGUCCCUUCUUCGAGAAGAGCUCUUCAUGGUAGAGAUCUUUCUUCUACUACUACUUUUACAGUUUCUUCUGCAGACUCAGUUAAUAUACUGUAUCUGGCCACAGCUAGCCAGACUUCAUCCACUCUUGGAAUCUCUUUUAGUGCGACUACAGUGACUUCUGGAUCUGGCAGUGGUUCUGGAUCUAGUGGGGAUUCUGGAACAGGGUCCUCUUCAAAUUCGGAGCCAAGUAGUAAUAAAGAUACUGAUUGGUUGAUAAUCCUUGGAGCCUCAGUCUUGGCUUGAUGAUUAGUCACAAUUGUUUGUAUAAUCUUCCUUUAUUGUUGAUUAAAAAAAAGACACAAAAAAGAACAUAUUAAAGUCACUCUUAAUGAUAGCGGAUUUGAAGAAAUGCAAGGAGCUACUAUUGACGAACUUCCAAGAUUUGUGAGAGAAAAACUUAAUAAUUGUAGAGAAAUGCAGUAUCGUGAGAAAAAUUACGUUUCUACAAACCGAAAAUGAAAGAUCUGCCUUGAUGAUUUUAUUACAGGUGUUUCUAUCAGGCUAAUCCCAAAAUGAGGCCAUAUUUUCCACUCAGAUUGCCUCAAGACAUCCCUCAAACUCCACCACAGUUGCAAAAGAGAAUACAAAUGCCCAGCUUGCCUGAGCCAAAUAGUUUAA